AUGGAGCAGCUGCAGCCCCCCUGUGUCCAGCAGCACACAGAACCUGACCGUACACCACCUACGCCUGAAAAAGUUCCUGUCUCCUUCAUUGACACUCUUCUGGAUUCCGACACCAGCAGUGAGGAAGAAGCCAAGGAUGGAGAUGUUGAGGAGCUCACUAGGAAAGUCAGGCAGGAGGUCCUCACCCACGACUCCGUGAAGCUGAUCAAGUUCGCGGACGACACCACCCUCAUUGGACUCAUCUCCAACAACGAUGAGUCCGCCUACAGGAGGGAGGUGGACCGGCUGGUGUCCUGGUGCAGUGGUAACAACCUGGAGCUGAACGCCCAGAAGACAGUGGAGAUGAUUGUGGACUUCAGGAAGAGCACUGUCCCCCCGCCCCCACCCUCCGUGAUGGACUCCCCCAUCACCUCUGUGGAGUCCUUCCGUUUCCUGGGCACCACCAUCACCCAGGACCUCAAGUGGGAGCCGACCAUCAGCUCCCUCAUCAAGAAGGCCCAGCAGAGGAUGUACUUCCUGCGGCAGCUCAGGAAAGCCAAGCUGCCUGCACAGAUGUUGGUGCAGUUCUACACGGCCAUCAUCGAGUCCAUCCUCACCUCCUCCAUCACCGUGUGGUUCGCUGGAGCCACAGUCAGGGACAAACAGAGACUACAGCGCAUUGUGCGCUCUGCAGAGGAAGUGAUCGGCCGCAGCCUUCCAUCGCUGCAGGACCUGCAGGAGGCUGCGGUCCAUCAGGACUAG
Knipowitschia caucasica is the source of this 741-nucleotide messenger RNA. NCBI's taxonomy places the organism in Eukaryota, Metazoa, Chordata, Actinopteri, Gobiiformes, Gobiidae. The record is from the annotation of a GenBank genome assembly.